AUGUCGAAGCAAAUGGGAAUACGUUUUCAUCCUACUGAUACGGAGCUAAUCAACUAUCUUAAGAGGUUUUUCAAAGGCGAAUUAUCAUUGAAUCAACAAUGUCCUAUCCAGUUUGCGGAUAUAUAUGGAGAUCAACCACCAUGGGAGAUAUUUGGAGCUAAUUGUGAAGAGAAGUUUCGUUACUUUAUUACUCCUUUGAAGAAGCGGAAGAUUAAAGAUAAAAGGUUUUGUCGAACUUGUGCUAAAGGGACGUGGAAAGGGCAAACCGGAGAAGAUCUUAUAAGGAGAAAUCGUAUGGGUCCUGUGGUAGGGUUUAAGAGAAAUUUCAAGUUUGAAACAAGUGAGUGUGGCCAAAAUAAAACUUGGUUGAUGAUAGAAUAUCGUGUUGCGGAUAGUUUCUUUAAGGAAAACAAUCAUAUUGUUAAAGAAGAUUUUGUAGUGUGUCGAAUCAAGAAGAAGCUAUCGAUGGAUAAAGAGAAGAAUGUGGAUCAUGUUAUGGAUGCAGAAGAUGGAGAUGUUGCGGGGGUUAUUGAUCCUAUGUUGCUGCUUGAACCUAAUGAUAAUAACGACUACUCCACAACGGAAGAUCAAGUUAGAGUUUGUGAGGCUACAACUUCCGAAUAUGAUGUUCAAAACAGUAGUACAAUGGAGAAGAGAGGGACAACGUUGGAAGUACAAGAAGGCCACAUAGUUGAUGAUAUUAUUAGAAGUGAGGAAGAUAUGUAUACAACAUUGGAGGACAUCCUUGUUGAUAUUCCUGAUGAUUGGUUGCAACAUUCAUUAGUUUGA
Solanum verrucosum is the source of this 789-nucleotide messenger RNA. RefSeq names its product NAC domain containing protein 52-like. The transcript has a single exon. Gene Ontology annotation, molecular function: DNA binding. NCBI's taxonomy places the organism in Eukaryota, Viridiplantae, Streptophyta, Magnoliopsida, Solanales, Solanaceae. Gene Ontology annotation, biological process: regulation of DNA-templated transcription. Bases 1 to 789 code for a protein of 262 amino acids. The record is from RefSeq and is a predicted model, not a curated record.